GUUUCUCCUAUCUUUUUCUUCUUGUCUUUUUGACCGAGGAAAGUUUUAAAAGUGUAGUAGCUAUAUGGAUUUUAUUACAAAGAUGAUUUUAUUAGGCUUAUGAGAUUUGGCUCUUCUUUCUAUUAAUAACCAAAGAUUGGUUCAUUGGGGGCGAUGGUAUAAAUACUAAUGAAUCUUCUUGUCAAGACUUUCUUUAUACUGUUGAUAUUUAAAUCUUGAGUAUGUGCCUGAUGGGUUCCUUUCCCAUUACUUAGUCAGGCUUAUUUCUUUGAUCUAGUAUAUGCAAUCAAAAUAUUGACAUAAAUAAACUUGUUGGACUUGGAUUUUAAUGUUUCCAACUAUGCUUACUUUAUAGGUACUUAUGGAAUUAGUAUAGUUGAUUACCCUUAAUUCAUCAUGAUUCAAAAAAUUCCUUUCUCACUCGGAUUAUCCAAUGUUAAGUUUGAGCUUUUACUGAUUUUAAUUGCAAAGAUGCGAUUGGUAGGUAAUAUGUGAUCCAUGAUAAUUACCAUUUGAAGAUAGAUAGAAAUUACAUAUGGAAAGCAAGGUGAACAAGAUCGUUCUAACAUAUCAGUGAUAAAACCUUUAAACCUUUUAGAUUGCUACAUUGGGAGGUGAAGUAUAUAUCCAAAUGUAAUAAAACCUGUUAAGCAUCAAACCUAAAUCCACCUGGUAAUACGUGGGGAGCUACGACCUAAAUAUAAAGUAACAAGUACAACAUUCUCUAAACUUAUGACAUAUGGGUAGCACCAUUUAACAAGUGACCUGUGCAUCCAAUAUUAAUGACUGAAAAAAAAAUUAAGUCUAUAAACAAGAAGCAUCUUAGGCUCUGGUAUAUGUUAAAUAUCCACUGAAGCAAUUAGGGGGGACCUUUAAAUCUGCCCUUUGGCUAGUUUUCUGCAUGUAUGGUAGGGCUGUUUACGUUUAUAUCGUGGACUGGAACAAGAGAAAGUAUUGGUCCACUACCUUUUCUUUUGUUAGAUACAAAUGUGAGCAUGAGAUGCAGAGACUGACUGCAAGGGCUAACAAUGAGAAGAUUGAUGGUAAAAUCAUCCAAGUGUCAAGGGUCUAUACUCCCCUAGAGGCUUGUCAACUUCCCCCAAAGUUUCUGAUGCUCCAAAGGACAAAUAUGAAUAAUCAAGCACGUGAGAACUAUCAGGGACAACAGAACAAGGAGGUUCUUCUAGGCAGAUAUCCGUUCAAGUCAAUUGAUGGUGUGGCCCCUCAAGGUGAUAGUAGAGUUAACAGACCAACCCACAAAUUGCCAUUUCCCUCGCCCCUGCCCACUAGAGUUAACAGGAUGGGAGAGAUAUAAACUUUUGGUCUGACUGCUGGCUUGGUACCUGUCCUCUCAAUGAGUGUUUUCCCCGGGUUUAUGCUUUUGUUGUUAAAAGGAGGGUAAGUUGUCUGAUUUUGGAACUGUCAUCAAUAGUAAGUGGAGUUGGAAUGUAAUUUUGAGAAGAAAUCCUUUUGAUUAGGAACUUGAGCAAACUGAAUGCUUUCCAAUAAACUCUCAACAAUCUACCUCCUAGCCCUCCUAUUGCUGAUUAUGUUAUUUGAGUGCUUCUACUAGCGGAUAGUAUACUGGAUAUCUUUUUUGUGCUUUUUUUCACCCAUGUCGAGGUUAGGGAAACUGGUUGGAAGCAUGUUUGUCUCAUUGCUCCCCUGAAGGUCGAAGUAUUUCUGGCAACUCAUUAGGUGCAGGUUCCCUACGAAGACUGAGUUGGCCAAA
Messenger RNA from Gossypium raimondii (Peruvian cotton), 1732 nucleotides. RefSeq lists its product as uncharacterized. The record is from RefSeq and is a predicted model, not a curated record. Lineage: Eukaryota; Viridiplantae; Streptophyta; Magnoliopsida; Malvales; Malvaceae. The transcript is spliced from 2 exons. Gene Ontology annotation, molecular function: nucleic acid binding. The coding region runs from base 902 to 1315 and encodes 137 amino acids.